Molecule: messenger RNA, 513 nt
Organism: Drosophila gunungcola (fruit fly)
Lineage: Eukaryota; Metazoa; Arthropoda; Insecta; Diptera; Drosophilidae
Exons: 2
Coding region: 84-314 (76 amino acids)
Source: RefSeq, a predicted model, not a curated record
AAAGCCAGGGAAUUUGCGUUUGUUUAAUCAUAUCAGUUUCUGUUCAAUCAGCGGAUAUACAACCAAACAACAAUCAGUCCAAGAUGUUCAAGUUUUUCGCUCUGUGUGUGUUCGCUCUUUUGGCCGUCGCCUUUGGAAAGCCGCAGUUCCUGACCGCCUACAGUGCGGCCUCGCCUGUGGUGGCUGCCACGCCCUACGCCUACUCCGGCGGAAUCUAUGCUUCGCCGUACAGUGCAGCCUACACCAGUGGCGUCUAUGCCUCGCCCUACACCUACGGAGCUUAUCCCUACAGUUCCCUGUACCUGAGACGUUAGAAUAAUCCCCUGCAACGAGUGAACACUGUACAACGAUAAUUGCUGAUGACGACGUCCUAAUGAACAAAUAAACCUGAUAAAACAGAUAAAGAUUCGCAAUCCAAAGGCCAGCUUUUUGCUGUCAUUUGCUUUGAGCAACUGCAGCUUAAAAGGGCUGCAAAAUGGGCGGUUCACGGGCUCACACUUAAAAAAAUACACU